AUGGAAUUCGAUUUUCAUGGAAAAGUGUUCUCAGUGUUCUCCAUCGUAACUUUUAACAACAAUCCGUGUCAAAGUUCCAGCUCAACAUCCAGCGGAAACUCGGCAUUUAGAAACGGAACUUGCUUCACCAAUAAUGAAUGUGUGGCCAAGGGAGGAUCAGUCCAAGGAUCUUGCGCUUCAGGGUUUGGUGUUUGCUGUGUGUUUGUAAUCUCGGAUGUAUCGCGAACAAUUAGUGAGAACUGCACAUAUAUUCAGAAUCCCGGAUUUCCAACGCCACUAACAACCAGCACCGCAUUGUCCUACAGCGUGGCCAAGUCCUCCAACGAUGUUUGCUUCCUGAGACUUGACUUUGAGUCGUUUUCCCUUCAAGGGCCGGCGGAUACAUUGGAAACAAGCGGAGGAGUUUGCACGGACACCUUCGUCGUGACGACCCAAACAGGUCAACAAAUUCCCACGAUUUGCGGCCAAAACGCUGGACAACACAUUUAUGUUGAUAUCGGAAACCAAGCUAGCGACACGGCCACUUUGGCCUUCACUUUCACCGGUUCAAGCUCCAAUCGUCAAUGGGAAAUCAAGGUGUCUCAAAUACCAUGUGGAGCCAAUUUUGCCCCUUCGCCCGGAUGUCUGCAGUACGUCACAGGUCUAACAGGACGGUUGACAACCUUCAAUUUCUUGGACGUCACUGGAUCGUCGCACUUGGCCAGUACACAAUACACACAAUGUAUCCGGCAGGAAGCCGGUUUCUGUUGCAUCCGUUAUCAAGUUUGUGGAGAUGCCAAUUCCUUUAGCUUGGACACGACCAUGAUGGCGGCUGCAGCUGCCGCCCAAACCGAUAACACGUGUACUUUGGAUUACCUUGGAAUUGAAGGCGCUACCCAACAAUGUCAAGUUGGAUCUGGAGGAUCGACAACGAGCGAAAGAUUUUGCGGCAAUUUCUUCAGUACUCAAAGUGCUGGCACUGCCAAUAGCAUUGUCUGUGAUUGUUCCCCCCCAUUUGCGGUCACUGUGCGAACAGAUGCCAUGCAAGAUGCGAACGCUGCUACACAGCCUAACAGAGGUGUUUGUUUGAUGUUUGACCAAAUUCCUUGUUGAAUCAAUGGACUCUUCUCCAACAAUGAAUAAUAACCAAUGCCAACCAAUAAAGCACAACAUCAUGCUUGAUUUCUUGAAGCAUCCACAUAUUUGCCCUUUGGCCGAGUUGAAUUCCAUAGCGUUA
Molecule: messenger RNA, 1216 nt
Organism: Tigriopus californicus
Lineage: Eukaryota; Metazoa; Arthropoda; Copepoda; Harpacticoida; Harpacticidae
Exons: 15
Coding region: 1-1092 (363 amino acids)
Source: RefSeq, a predicted model, not a curated record